AUGGAAUCACCCAAUUCUACUACGAACCAAAGCUUGAUCACAAACAACCUGGUGACGGUACCGAUUCCGAUCCUGCCCUCGGAAGGCACGUACUGUUACGUGUUCGUGAAGGGUUCGCUGUAUGCCCGGGACAGUGCCAUAUUCGGUUGCUCCACGGAUGAGGUGCAGGCACUCUCGAAACGCUUCCAGAUCAGCUCGGUUCCGAUCGACAAUGGGGUGGUCAUUAAGGUAGCCCCGUCACUGAUCAUCAACUCGCUGGCGCAGCUCGGGUACAAAGUUAUCUCGAGCACCGGCGAAACGGAAGUCGUGUGGACGCUGCAGCGUGAGCUGUAA
Molecule: messenger RNA, 333 nt
Organism: Topomyia yanbarensis
Lineage: Eukaryota; Metazoa; Arthropoda; Insecta; Diptera; Culicidae
Exons: 1
Coding region: 1-333 (110 amino acids)
Biological process (GO): negative regulation of biosynthetic process
Source: RefSeq, a predicted model, not a curated record